AGUCAUAAGUGGGGCAAAUUAUCAUUUUUCACUUCCUCGCAUCAACAAUGCCUCGACUUCAUCAUUAUCUCCCAAAUCAAGCCUUCGUCGUCCUUCUUCUCUUCUCUUCCAUUGCCUCGGCAGCUAUUGUCGAACAUGUUCUCCACAUCAACGAUGUCGUGGUGAAACCGUUAUGCAAGGAGCAAAUAAUACCGGCAGGUAACGGAAGUCUUCCCGGCCCAACGAUAAACGUUAGAGAAGGCGACACUCUUGUGGUUAAUGUCAUUAACAACUCAACUUACAAUGUAACCAUCCACUGGCAUGGAGUUUUUCAGUUGAAGAGCGUAUGGAUGGACGGUGCGAAUAUGAUAACUCAAUGUCCGAUUCAACCAAGUAACAACUUCACAUAUCAAUUCGAUAUCACCGGACAAGAAGGUACACUGUUAUGGCACGCACACGUCGUUAAUCUGCGUGCCACUCUUCACGGGGCUCUAGUCAUCCGUCCCCGAUCCGGCCGUCCUUACCCUUUUCCUAAACCCUACAAGGAAGUUCCUAUCAUUUUUCGAAUGUUUAACCUCAAAGUUGUACAAGGAAAAACAUACUUGCUAAGGAUUAUAAACGCAGCACUCAACACUCACCUCUUCUUCAAAAUAGCCAAUCACAACGUCACAGUUGUCGCUGCAGAUGCUGUCUACACGACGCCGUAUGUCACCGAUGUGAUGAUCUUAACGCCGGGACAAACCGUUGACGUACUUCUCACCGCCGACCAGCCCAUUGGAAAGUACUACAUGGCCACCGUCCCUUACAUUAGUGCCAUCGGGAUACCAACCCCCGACAUCAAACCCACCAGAGGCUUAAUCGUCUACGAGGGUGCCACGUCAUCAUCAUCGCCAGUGAAGCCGUUGAUGCCUGCUACGACUGACAUAGCCACCGCUCAUACGUUCUCCUCUAACAUCACUAGCCUCGUGGGUGGACCACACUGGAAGCCAGUGCCUCGUCACGUGGACGAGAAGAUGUUCAUAACCAUGGGGCUUGGCUUAGACCCAUGUCCUUCGGGUACCAAGUGUAUUGGACCGUUAGGUCAAAGGUAUGCUGGAUCUCUCAACAACCGCACUUUUAUGAUUCCGCAGACAAUCUCUAUGCAAGAGGCUUAUUUUUACAACAUUACUGGAGUCUACACCGAAGAUUUUCCCGACCAACCACCGCUUAAAUUUGACUACGCAAAAUUCCAACAGCGUACCAAUUCUGACAUGAAGAUGAUGUUUCCGGAAAGAAAGACUAGCGUCAAAACAAUUAGGUUUAAUUCAACAGUCGAGAUUGUUUUGCAAAACACGGCUAUUCUCUCCCCGGAGAGCCACCCCAUGCACCUUCACGGCUUCAACUUCUAUGUUUUGGGUUAUGGAUUUGGUAACUAUGAUCCUAUUCGUGAUGCAAGAAAGCUAAAUCUAUUUAACCCACAAAUGCAUAAUACCGUUGGUGUACCACCAGGUGGAUGGGUUGUCCUCAGAUUCGUCGCUAAUAAUCCUGGUGUAUGGCUCUUCCAUUGUCACAUGGAUGCUCAUUUACCAUACGGGAUUAUGAAUGCUUUCAUAGUUCAAAAUGGGCCAACUCCGGAAACGAGCUUGCCAUCUCCACCGUCGAAUCUUCCGCAAUGCACUCAUGAUCCUACGAUCUAUGACUCUCGGACGACUAACACUGAUUUGUCUUACUAAAAGCAACUAGGUUCGUUUUCCAUUUUUAAAGAAAAAAAAAAUACAUUUACUAUUGACUAUCAGUCGUAGUCAUUAUUUCCACAUUUUUGGAAAUCAUUGUUUCUCAAAAAUCAGUAUUUUUCUUGUGUUAAUUUACAAAAAUUUUGGUCACCAGUGCCCUUCAAUGCUUGAACUGAUUUGUACGAGAAACAAUUAUUUUAUCUAUAUAAUAAUGUUAUUUUUGUUAU
Arabidopsis arenosa is the source of this 1918-nucleotide messenger RNA. The record is from the annotation of a GenBank genome assembly. NCBI's taxonomy places the organism in Eukaryota, Viridiplantae, Streptophyta, Magnoliopsida, Brassicales, Brassicaceae.